Harpegnathos saltator (Jerdon's jumping ant) is the source of this 2752-nucleotide messenger RNA. RefSeq lists its product as uncharacterized. The transcript has a single exon. The record is from RefSeq and is a predicted model, not a curated record. Lineage: Eukaryota; Metazoa; Arthropoda; Insecta; Hymenoptera; Formicidae. Bases 553 to 2658 code for a protein of 701 amino acids.
GGAGAAUAUUCCAAAGCCGUUGGAAAGAAAACGACACGCGUCGAGCGCGCAGCACGAUCGUGGAUCGUCGCGUAGCAAACUCGAUUUUAAUACUCUCUCUUUUUUUUCUUUUUUUUUCCGAGCCGCAGCGAAGCGAAUGAUUUACUGGGCUUUUCUUUCUUUCUUUGACGAGCAUGCAUCAAUCCGCAUGAUGGUUAGCGGAUAACAAUACGUGUCAGCCGCUGCCGAGUCGCUGACUAUGAACGAAAAAACAAAUUCUAACGAUGCCAACAGCGACCGCGUUGACGCAUUGACGUACGUCCGUGUUGUUCCAUCCAGCCUAGCCGGCUAGCUAGCUAGCUAGCUGGCUAGCUAGCUAGCAGCAGGAGCACGCGUGUGAUCUCUAUCUGACGAAAGCAGGACGCGAUUCUUAACUAUACCUUCAUUCCUCGGUUCGCACCGAGUGUUUGUGUAAAGUUCAGACUUCCCACCCAACGCUGGGGCAUUUAUCGCCACAGCGUCGAGAGCGUUGAUCAAGCGGAUCGAGUAGCAACGGAACGGCCCGAGUCCGCAAUGACAUCGUUCUGCUUGUUGAUCGUUUGCUCGUUGACGUUGACGUUGACGUUGACAUCGGUCGUCGCGAGGAACGCGACGGCCGCGAGAUACAACAUCACCGUGAGAAACGACGCGUCGACCCGGACGGAAAGUGAAAAUCUCAGAAUCAUUCUGGAUUACGUUCGAGCCGAGCAGCGGACGCAUCCCUCGACGACCGUCUCCCUCGUGUCUCCCUUAAACGCGCGUUCCAAUCUGGCGGACAGGCUCGUGUCCGAGUACAUGGCGAGCGAGUCGCUCGUCAGCUACAAGAUCACGAUGAACAAUCUGUCGCGAAAGUGCACGUGGCAGAAUCGCAUGGACCUCGUGUGGAUCUUGAUCGUCGACGACAUCGACCUGCUGAAUUUGUUCGUGCACGAACAGAGUCACAUCUGGAAGGCCAGCAAUCAGUACUUGAUAAUCAUUACCGCCGAGAGCGUCGCGACGGGGCCGCGAGAGAUCUUCCAGAAUGUUUGGAGGAGCUACAGCGUCCACCGGAUCGUCACUGUCUCGAUCCACGAGGGAUUUCGAUGCUUCAGCAGGUACCUGCCGUUCGAGAAGAAGAACCAACGGAGCGAUUACGGCGUCGUGCGCAAGGCCUGCCUGAUGAAUCGGCAAGACCGCCCCGUGGAGCUUUACGACAAGGUCGAGAGGCUGAACGGCUACCCGAUACGCGUGAUCGUGUUUCAGUCGCUGAUGAUGAACGUCGCGCUCGACGAAAGCACGCCGAGGAACGUCACGUACAAGGGCGUGGAUGCGGACGCGAUGUUCCUGCUGGAAAAGACGAUGGGGGCGCAAUUCCGUAUCGAAGUGAUACCCGAGUCCUGCAACGAGGAUCCCUUUCAUCGCGCUCUCCAACACAUCGAGGACGGCGAGUCGGACAUAAUCGUCACCAGCUUCUUCAUUCACGAGUACAAAGAGUACCACAGGUUCGAGUUUACGGCCAGCAUCUACGACGACCAGUUGUGCCUGAUUGCGCCUGCGGCUAGUUUCAUGCCGAAAUCGUACAUGCCGAUAUUGCCGUUCGCGCCCGAUGUGUGGGCGAUUCUCGCGCUCUACAACCUCGUCGUAUCCGUUCUGUGGUUCUUCAUCAAGUACUACAGCGUCUCGUUUCGUCGACGAGAGGCUGUCCUGUUGCCCUUAACGAAGGCCGAUGGCAGUAGACCGAUAAUGACGGAUUCGACAUCACGGCGAUCCCGUUUGUCGUCGUCGCCGCUGCCGCCGCCGCCGCCGCCGCCGCCGCCGCCGCCGCCGCCGCCGCCGCCGCCACCACCGCCACGUAUACAUCCCCAUGUUCUAUCGUGCUUCGACCUCGCGGAGACGUGGUGUUACCCGUUGAAAGAGGACGACGGUGGUGGUGGCACGACCGCCCAGAGAGCUUUUCUCUUCGGCACGCUCUUCUUCGGCCUGAUCGUCACCGGCCUCUACCAGAGUUGCCUGGUGUCCAGCUUGAGCAAUCCUUUCCACCACCCCGAGCUGACCACCCUGGAAGAUGUGGCCAACUCUAAUCUCACGAUAAUUACCAAGUAUGACAACUUGAGGGAGAACACGUUCACGGAUAACACCAGCUUGGCCUGCAGGCUAAAGGAUAAGGUGCGGUUGGUCCCCUUCGAUAAACGCACCAACGAUAUGGUGGCCUUCGACAAGAACGUGACCGCCCUCAGCCGUUUCGCGUCGGUCAAGCUGGACAACUUGUCGAAUUACUUCGACGAGGACGGUAACGAGCUGCUUCAUAUCGUCGAAGAGUGCCCGACCACUUAUCUGUUAUCCUACAUCGUGCAACUUUACUCGCCGUAUCGGGAAAGAAUCAACGGCUUGCUGUUGCGUAUGCAGGAAGCGGGUCUCAUCGGGUUGUGGUACAGCAACAUGACAUACCCGAUGUACGCGGACGAACAGCGGAGGAAAAUGGCCAAGAGUGACAGGAGAAUCAAAUUAACCCUGGAGCAUUACUCCCUCACGUUUCUCGGGCUUUCGCUCGGUUUACUUUUCUGCGCGAUUGUGUUCUUGGCCGAGCUGUAUUUCGCCAAACAGUGGCUCCGCAGCCAAGUCGAAGAAAAGCGCGCGAGUUUCCGCGAUAUCGUGAAAUAAGACUUACGUUUUCACACUCUGUUACCUGUCUUUCUGCGUAGAGUACGCAGCUCGUUUCUCAAUUCUUUCUCUCUCUCUCUCUCUCUCUCUCUCU